AUGGCUACUGAAUCAACAUUAAAGAACGUCGACAGUGCAUGUGAAACGGCAGAAGAAUUUACGAGGUUAUUUUACAAACACCUUGAUAAUAGCAGACACCUCACCUCAAAGCUUUAUCUUGAUGCUAGUUUAUUAGUUUGGAAUGGUAAUGGAAUAAAUGGCAAUGCUAAGAUACAAAAGUUUUUACUUGAUUUACCACCCAGUAACCAUUAUGUGAAGACCAUUGAUGCUCAACCUAUUUCGGAAAACUUAAUGUCUAAUAAUCUAUCAUACCUUAUCCAAGCUUGUGGUGAUGUUACAUAUCAAAAUGAAGAAGUAAGGAAACCCUUUCAACAAACAUUUGUUAUUGUUGCAGUAGAGGGGAAGUGGAAAAUUGCUACAGAUUGUUAUAGAUUGCAAGUCCCUUACAGUACUUAG
Messenger RNA from Pieris macdunnoughi, 417 nucleotides. The record is from the annotation of a GenBank genome assembly. NCBI's taxonomy places the organism in Eukaryota, Metazoa, Arthropoda, Insecta, Lepidoptera, Pieridae.